ACAUACUAUGACAGAUGUUGUUCUCUAAUAUCCAAAUAGGUCCAAUGCUUUAUUAAUAAUCGUUAUAAUGCAUAUUCUAAACACUUUAACAAGUACAGGCUGUGUUGCUACACUGGUAUAGUAGUGUGGUGGUACCAGUAUGUCAUGGCACCUAGUUUUCUCACUCACCCGUUGACUCUGGAGCAAAGCUUUUGCAGGUUAAUAUUUCUUGUUUCCUUGUUGGUGUCCUUGAUUCAGAGAAAAAGAACUACAUUUCAAAGUCCAACAAUUACAGGAAGCUCUGAUAUAGAAUGAUAACCUCUGCGAACUCCAGGAAACUUUCCACAUUUUCAAAUGUCCAAUAGUAACACAUGCCAUUGUAAGAGAACAAAGCAAAAAUCUGAGCCAAGUAUGAACUAAAUCAUCCAACCAGUAAAGGAAGAAAAUAAAUUCAGCAUAAUACUGCAACCUGAUCUGCUUUCUUUUAUACCUAAACUUGUUGUAUCUGUAUAAUUAUAAUAUAACCAUUUACAAAAAGGUGUGGAAGUGCUUUCAUUUUAAUACAGCUAUAUAAUCAGCUAUCUGAUCAGAGACUGAAAAUGCAACUGUAAAUGAAGCCCGUCCCCAAGGGGCGGGCUUUAAAAAAAAAAAAAAAAAGAAAGAAACAGCCGACUAUGAAAAGCAGCUCAGCUGGUGGCGGUGGCUUGAGUUAUGUGUUGGAGGUCUAAGAGGGGAGUGCUCAAGACUUCAUACAUUUAACAGCACUGCUGCUUAAUUUCAAGCUUUAAUUAAGACUGAAUUUAGCAGAUUUUGAUUAACGCACAAACAAAAAGCUCUGUGGACAAAAAGGAUCAUUCGGAUAUUUCUAGGACUGGAUUACCUCACAUCUUUCGUGGAGUGACUGCAUCAUCCUUAAGGACGAGGCUGAAGACAAGCAUGGCUGUGAUCGUGUUGAUGAUGAUGGGACUCUCUCUGCUCAUGCAGGGCUGCUUGUGCAUAAAUGAAGAGGUUCAAGAAGGCUGCAAGAAAUGGGAUCCAUAUAAAGAAGAUGUUUGCUGUGAAGCCUGUCAUCCAGGAAACCGCCUGGUCACGAAAUGUGGUCAAAAAGCAAAAGACCUUUGUAAAACUUGUGAGCCUGGGACAUUCAAUGGGGAUGGCACAACAUACCAGUGCACCAGAUGUACACAGUGCGUAGGAGCUCAAAUCCUUUUGGAGCCAUGCACAGCUACAACUGAUACCAAGUGUGGCUGCGAACAAGGACUCACCUGUGGCGAUGAACGCUGCUCCUUCUGCGUGGACACAUGCGGCAAAGGCCAAGAACCUACAGAUGAUCGUUCUUGCAGACCAUGUCCAGAAGGAACCUUCAAUGACAAAAUUCAGCAGAAGUGUAAACCAUGGAGUACCAAGUGUCCCUACCCAAACCAGUACAUCGCGGCCAAAGGAAGUGCAGUCAGUGACAUAAUAUGUAAUAAUGCUACCAUUUCCCCAGUUGUCAGUCCAACAAAACCUGGUCAAACAGACCACAGUGCAUGGCCAGUGGUUUUAUCGGUGCUUACCAGCAUAUUCCUAAUAGCUGUCUGUGUCAUCAUAACUUCUGUGGCUGUCACUAUCCUCCGUAAGAGGAAGAAGACAAAGAAGCCUAUUCCAAAAACACCCAUAAUCAGAACACCUACAGAUGAUCCCAGGACCUUAAUAGCAAUAGAGUGCAGCUUUCACGAGGCGCAGCAAGAACAGGGCAGCAGCUCAGAGUCACUGAACUCCAAGGACUCCACAGAGCAGCUCAUUGUGUGAAUGGAAGACAAACACACUGUGAAAUACCCACUGGAUGAGGUUUUGUUGAACUCCUAUUAAGUCCUGAAUCAUGACCUCGUACUUCUUCAAUAGGGGAAGAAUUAUUUAUUGGUUCAAAAUGAAAGAAAACAAAUUCUGUUUUCAGGCAGCUGUGUUUUAGUCAUCUGCUCUCCCCACAGAAUUCCCUCAGCAUCAGGGUACAGUUAUACCCAUCCCCUGUCAAUACAAUAAUAAUACACACGAAGUGAAGGGGAAUUCUGACAGGGAACAACAAAAUUAGUCAAUAGUAGUUUUUUUUUUUUUUUUUUUGUGUCGUUUUUAUGAUGUGAACUUUAAUAGUCUGUGAACGUAACCUUGAAAUGUGAAAAAGGAAGGUUUCACAUUUCAUUGCAUAGUUUAAAAUGUUUGUUUACCAAGUAUUUGGACAGUUUUAAAUAAGGCAGUAGCAUAAAAGCAUGAAUGAGCUCCACAUUUGCAUGGGGGUGGUGGGGGGGGGGGGGGGGGUGAGUGUAACUCAUUGUGAGAGUACAGUGCAGGUGCAAGUUCAACUGGGCAUAAAAACGUCUCUCAACGUACUUGUACUCGGAAAAUGCUACAUUCAUUGUGACUUUAUUGGGGCAACUACAUGUUAUGUUACUAUUUAAGUGUAUUCAUAUCUAUAGAUAGGAGAGGUUUUUUUUGCUUUAAAUUGUGAAAAUAAUAACUUUAUCUAUUAAUGUAAAAGCUAACACACUGAAGGCAGCAAGUCAAAGUCUCUUUCACUCUACUUAACAUUAACAGGAAUUAUAUGGACUUUCCUGCUAUUGCUUAAUUGGUUGAUGUGGUCAAAAAUCCCAGCGAAGGGAGAGUACCUUUUUUUUUUAAUCCUAACAGGCUACGUGGUAACAAAGAAGGAAGCCCACUCUAUAGUAACAUUCAUAGUAACACUCAUACCGAAUAAGAGAAUUUGGCUGAGAUUCAACUAUGUUCAUUGAGCAAGUUGAAACAAGUCUCUUGCACAAUAGUUAGUCAGCAGCUAUCACAACUCUAUUGAAAUGCCUGAUAAACAGAUUAGUCAUGCACGUUAAGAUUCUUUUUAAGUGUGUCAUGGGAAAUCCUAAGGACAUUUGUGAUAAACACGUGGCAAAUGAAUGAUCCGUCUAAAAGGUCAAUAUGUGGAAAACCCCCAUUAGACCAGUACUGUGUUCUACAUGUUCUACAUUUAUUUGACUUCGAGCAGCAGAGUGGGCAGCUAGAUCAGAUCUACUGUAUUUUUUUUUUUUGCGUUUCUUUGCUAAACCGUAGCAGGCGUAUGUUUCUAUGUGAAAUGGAACAUUUGAGAAAUACGCUUUGUGGGCUUGAGGUGAAAACUUAACCCACACCUUUAGUAAUGUAUGUAUGACUCACAACUCCGCACAGUAAGCUCUGAUGACGACCUCAAAGUUCACAGGUGUUGUCUAGAAAAGACACACUUAACCACAUUCCAAUCCAACAGUCAUAUAGUAUAAUGUUUUUAAGAACUGUAGCACUUUAUUUUAUCUGCCAACUGUUACUUGACUAAUCCUAUGUACUUAUCAGCUGAAUUCUGGUUUAAAUGACUCAUGAAAUAUUUUUAGAGUUGUCAAUGUACAGUAGAUGAAACUAUGUGUUUGGAAUUUUUGUACAUGUAUAUUUGAAUUUGUCUAUUUUUAUACAUCUUUAUUAAUAUUAACAAAGUGACGAACAAGUUCGUGGAAAAAAAAAUAAAUUUUUUUUAAAUAAAGACUACUUGGUUACGCA
Molecule: messenger RNA, 3528 nt
Organism: Mugil cephalus (flathead mullet)
Lineage: Eukaryota; Metazoa; Chordata; Actinopteri; Mugiliformes; Mugilidae
Gene: tnfrsf9a
Product: tumor necrosis factor receptor superfamily, member 9a
Exons: 7
Coding region: 916-1770 (284 amino acids)
Biological process (GO): regulation of cell population proliferation
Cellular component (GO): external side of plasma membrane
Molecular function (GO): signaling receptor activity; cytokine binding
Source: RefSeq, a predicted model, not a curated record